Molecule: messenger RNA, 6524 nt
Organism: Chelonus insularis
Lineage: Eukaryota; Metazoa; Arthropoda; Insecta; Hymenoptera; Braconidae
Gene: RhoGEF64C
Product: Rho guanine nucleotide exchange factor at 64C
Exons: 15
Coding region: 858-6026 (1722 amino acids)
Biological process (GO): positive regulation of Rho protein signal transduction
Molecular function (GO): guanyl-nucleotide exchange factor activity
Source: RefSeq, a predicted model, not a curated record
UGAAAAUGGGCGUUUUUUUUUAUCAACGACAAUACAUGAAAGAUAAUUAUCAACUAGACUGCAACCUGUUGCAACAACAUAAUGAUAAGGACAAGAGUUUGAUCAUAGAACAUGGUAGUAUUUGAUUGUAAAGGAAUCCAAAGAAAGAAGGGAAAGAGAGGAGGAGGCAAGUAUAGAAAAUAUGGCCAUGAUAUUUACCUGUACAGCCUCCAUGUGAAAGUGUUCUUGGAGUGACUCUUGACUUUACAUCAGAGGAACGCGAUUUGUUAUAGAGGUAAAUUGCAAUAAGAAAAAGGUGGACAAAUAGUGGGGGAUCAUCAGAGAAGGCAGGACACCUUUCUCGUGGAGACUACUUGGUAGUAUGGUAAGCGAAGAGUCUGUCGGUGACGUCACUGGCGCACUUAUGAGUGCCGCUAGGCCUCUCACUUGGUCGACAGAGCUCGACUUGGAUGGUUCUCGGGUGUACUGAAGUCCAAAAAGUCACUUUUUGAUGACUUUUUGUUAUCAUCAAAGUAUUAAAAAAAAAAAUUUAAUAAAACAUUUUAUUAUCUAUGGAAAGAAUUGAAACUUAUAAAAGUGUUUCUGUGAAAAGUGAUCUUAAAAAAAAAAAAAAAGUGAUUGUAAAAAAGUGAUUUGCUAAUUAUAUCCAUAAAUUGAUUAUUUAUUAUCUGGAUAAAUUUAAUAGUGUGUUAAGUGAAAUUCUGGAUAUUUCAAAUGGAGUAGAAAGUAUCAAUGAGAAACGGCGAUGAUGAUGAUUGGUCACGUGUCAGCUUUAUGUAUGCAAUAUGCAAAUGAGUAUCUUGAAUCGAAUGAUAGAAGAAUAAUUACAACCACAAAAACCACAAGAGCAUACGGGAAUGACCAUGACAAGUGUGGCUGUUGGGCCGGCUAGCCUCGGACCGCCCUCCGCAAUGCUCGGAUCUAAGAGAUAUCUUCAACAGGGUACGACCUCUAAUUCUGCAUCUCCAACACCCACAAAGAGUUACGAGACAUUAAACAAAAGCAAGAAAUCUUGGAGUGUGAGACUUGGUCUGUCGCGUCAACAUCAUACAUCAGAUGAAACGUCUGGAUGGAGUACGAUAAGCGGUAGUAGUGCGCUAUCUCGUCAGAUGCUUUAUGGAGAACCAUGGCUUUAUGGUACAGUGAGAUCAUCACACUCAGGUUUAGAACCAAGGGGGUUUCUAACUCCACCACCACCUCCACCACCAGGUGCACCUAUUCUUGUCGUUUGCUCAUGUCCUGAGUUUCUGAGCGGGACAACGAGGAAGCUGGGUAAUUGCCGUAAAUGUGGAGGUCAUCGUCUUGCUGGGAUUCCUCUAGGAGGAACUUGCAGAAUUUCAGGAAGCGCAGCGAGAGCUAGACCUAGUCUUGCUGGUGUCUUGAGACCAUCAACAGAUGAUCCAUACGAUGUUAUGCGACGGAGUCGUUUGGUAGAACCACGAGUUCGUGCCCGAAGUAUAUCACCGCAUCGUCAGUCGAAUCAACGUGAUACUCGAAGUCAAAGUGUUGCGAGAAAUACAAAGACAGAACGAAAUAUAAAUAAUGGUGGUGUUUCUAGAUCUGAGUGGUUUGACACCGAAGUAAAUUACACUGAUGAUUUCUCGCGAAAACCACUUGUAGCUUCUAGUGAUGACUGGUUGAACGAGAAUUCCACAGAAGACACUAAAACUGUGAUUGGAAGAGUCGUAAGAGUAGCAAAGAAGCCUAGAACAUGGCAAGAAUCUUCAGGUUCUGCUUUAACUAGAAAUAAUGAGGUUACUCGAAGAAAUGAAGAAGAAGUUGAUAUUUCCAAUACGUCUUCUAAUGGUUUUGACUCGAGGAAAAGUAUUUUAGAGUGCAAUGUAAAUCCGUAUUUAUUAGUGAAGAAAAAUAUCAAGGAUGAAGAUGAUUUAAGUGAUGAUUUAUCUGAUAAUGCUCUUGAACUUGAAGAUGUUCCAUCAUCAAGUCUCUUUGAUCCAUCAAAAGUCAAGUCUAUUGAACGUCUUCCCAAUAGAAAUGCAGUAGCAGCGAUUGGUGGUCAGAGAAUCCGAGUAUUCAAUGAACCUCGAGAAAUGUCCGAUGAGGAGGAUAUUCCCAUUACUAGAAUUCCCAUUCCAAAGGUUUCACCGAAACGACCUCCACGACGACCGAAAGAAACAAAAAUAAUCAUCAAAAGCAUUCUCAAACGAGGAAAAUCAGAUGGAUUGAGAAAAAAUGUUCUCUUUAAUGUCAAUAAUGUUAUUUUUGCUCCAGAAAAAUCUGAUGAAGUUAUCAACAUAAGAAGACCAAGUAAGAUCUCUGUAAAUACUUGUAAAGAAGAAGAACCAGAGAAACCAAUUAUUCCUGAAGAACAAAUCAAAGAACGUCCUAAAUUUAUUACAAUUCCCAACAUCAAAGAGCCUAAACGUUUCAAUAAAAUUCCAAUUAUUUCCUCUCAGUCCAUUAAUGAAGCAAAAAAUGUCCCUGAAUCAAAAAACUCUCAGUUAAUUGAGAAAAAAAUUGAAAAAGUUAUACAAAGACCCGAGGUUCCAGUGAGAAAUAAAAAGCCUCUGGAUGUUACUAAGAAGAAAGAAAUAAAUACGAAGAACGAGUCUUUGCUUGCGAAAGAUACGAAAUCAGCAGAAGCAUUGUUUGAUGUGCGACCUGAGGACGAAACUGACUUGGAAAUUGAAAUUGAAGAGUUGAAAGAUACUUUAGUGAGUCCAGAUGAUGAAAAAUUAAUUCUCAAGGCUGAUGACCAAACUCGUCGAUUAAACUUAACUAGAAGCCAGAGUGAUAGAUCAAUUGCAAAACCGGAAAUUUCAGCAGCUAGCGUUCAAUACUUGGAUACAAUGCGUUUAAGUCUACGCCGUUCCACUAAAGAAGACGUACAAGAUACUUGCAACAAAUUCAGUAAUCAGAAUGAUGAAAAUGUUGAUAUUCAAAAUGUUAAUAAGAUGAUUAUAGAAGAGAAUAAAUUAUUAAUUAUAAAUUCUGGCGAAAUAGCGAAAGAAACACCAGCUAAAUUAUCUGAACUAAUAGAAAAAGAAGCUGAACCACCUCCAAGAGAAUCAGAAGUGAAAAACUGUUUUGUAAAUAAUGCAGUUGAACAAUUUAAAAAAAUGAGACCAACUAGUUGGUCACCACCACCUGGAAAGCCAAAAUCAUCUUCCAGAGAACGUCUAAGUGAUCCAGGUCCAUUUAAUCAUAAUAUUAUGAUGUCAGAGAAAUCAAAGGAACAAAAUAAUACAUCGAAAGUUGAACAAAACUCUUGGAAUUUAUCAGAGAGAAAUGCUGUGUCUAUUAAUCCAUCAAAGGCAGAUAUUAUAAUGACGAAACCAGAAAAUAAUGUAUGUAAAAUUACCGUAUCACCAAAGGCUUCAUUUUCAGUUCAUCGACUUCAAGUAGGUGGUAAUGAUCCGCCUAGAGGUGCUAGAAGAACUUCAAUUUUAAUAAACGGAGACCAGAGUCUUGAAACUGAGACUAAUUUAAAUGACAAUAAAGUAACAAUAAGUGUUGGUGGUGAAGAUAGUAUAUGUAAUCCAACAGUAAUUUCUGUAAACUCUAAUACGAUACCAACAAUCCAAAGUUCAACUGAAAAUCGAACAUUGGUUAUUCUAGAAAAUUACAAGUCUAAUAUUAUUUUGGAAUCGAAUAGAGAAGGAAUGCCAUCAAAUGAUGUAGAAAAACAGAAUAAUCUUUGUAAAAAAGAUCCUAAGAAACCACAAAUAACGUUUAAUGAUGAAAAGAAGAAACUUACAACAGACUUAAAUACCAAUCAAGAAUGCUAUUUGAAAGAAGAGAAACAAUCCAGAUGGUCUACUUUAUCGAAAGAGUCUCUGAUAUCAAAACUUUUAGAAGAUUCAUUGAGAAAAGCACGAGAAAAUGGAGAAAUUUUAGAUGAAAGUAGUGGAGAAGCUAUUUUAAGGAUUCUCAAGCAAAGUUUGUUAAAGAGUAAAGAGUAUGAAAGUUCAGAAUCUACUCUAGAACCCGAGCCAAGUUUCUCUAGAUCAUCAAGUAUGAAUUCCGAUGUCGACUUUGUCUCAACGAAUUUAUUUUUAGAAGAAAAUCCUUAUGAAGUUAUCAAAGAACCAAUAUAUGAAGAAAUUCCUGAUGAACCACCUCCACUACCAUUAAGUCCACCACCCACUGAAGACUACAUCAAAGGCAGAAUAUACUUCCCGGAGGAUUACAAAGAAUCUUAUUAUAAAAAAGUCAACUCAGGUCAAUAUUUAGGUUCUUAUUUAUCAGAAGAUGUCUUCAAAAAAGCAAAUCUAGAAGAUCUCAAUGAUUCUUAUUUAUCUAAAAGUCCUGAUACAUUUUUCCAAAAGCCUCCAUCAUCAUCAGAUGGAAAUUUAUCAAAGAAAUUUGAACUUUUAAAUUUUCUAAUGGACUCAAAAGAUAUACCAGUGCCUAUCGAAGAAGAUGAAGUUCAAGACGACGAUGAAGAAGAUACUGAAGGUGAUCUCGAGGCUCUAUAUGAGCAAAAAGAAACAAGUAUAGGUGAUUUAAGCUCAAAGAGCUCACAAAUAUCGAAUGUAUCUGAUAGUAGUGAAGAAUGCAACAUAAUUCUAACCAAUUCCACUGAGACAUCAAAGACACGGGCUGUGGAUAUUGAGAGAACAGACAGUGGUGUUGGAUCAGAGAGCAGUCAAGCGAGUAGUAGCCGCGGCGUUGUAAGACGAUGGCGAACCGGAAAUGCUUCUUUCUCCUCCUCCUCCGGACCGGGCAGUCUCCUCAGUGGAAUCCCUCAGGUCAUAUCCGGCGAUGCGAAACUCUGUGAAGAUUGCGAGCAACAUCUCGAGCCUCUAAUCACCGACAGUGGUGUAGUUUAUGCCCCAUUUGUCUGUCGAAAAUGUUCAAAAAAGAGAGCUGAACGUAAAGAAAUAAUUACAGAGAUUGUGGAAACAGAGCAAAAAUAUGGUAGAGAUUUGAGAAUAAUAUUAGAAGAAUUUCAUCGACCUAUGCUUAGAGCUGGACUUUUAACUCCAGAUCAGCUGUCAGCUAUCUUUCUAAAUGUCGAAGAGCUCUUGGAGCAUAAUUUAGUUCUUGCGGAAAAAUUAAAAGACGCUGUAGAACUAAGUCAAGAAUCUGGUGAUGAAGAUCUUGUCACUGUAGACGUGGGAAAAAUUUUCUUAGAGUCUGAGAGAAUGCUUCAUGCCUUCGAGAGUUAUUGUACACGUCAGGGUAGUGCUAGUUUGCUUCUUCAGAAUCUAGAAAAAGAGAAAGAGUUAUUAAGAAUAUUUCUCAAAGUGUCUCAAAUGGAGAACACUGUUUUACGAAGAAUGAAUUUAAAUUCAUUCCUUAUGGUACCUGUUCAAAGGGUUACCAAAUAUCCUUUAUUACUCGCUCGUCUCCUAAAAGCAACGCCAACAGGAAGACCUGACGUUCAGGAGGCGAGGAAGAGAUUGGAACAGGCUCAAACAAAUAUCGAACUACAUUUGGAACAUAUGAAUGCCGAAGCCAAAGAUGUAACAUCAACAAAACUCUGGCGCAGGAUUUCAAUAAUCCAGAAUGGCAGAAGAUCUAAUGGUGAACAAGACAUGGUAAACAUCAAACUUAGAAAGAUGGCUGUUGAAGUGCUUGAAUGGGCACAUGAAGAAGCACGAUUUGUAUUAGAAGGACGUCUUUUAGUUGCUCAGCCAACCGAUAAUAACUGGCGCAGAGGAAGGACAGUCAAACUUGCACCUGUUACUGCGAUGUUGGUUACUAAUGGAAAGCCUAAUACUGAAUUCGUGGAUUCGAAUGAUGAUUCUCUAUUUCCAAGACAGAUUGGAAUCAAAGAAGCAACACUUCUUCUUGUGAAAGAAAAAAUCGGUCGAUACUCUCUUCUACGAGAACCACUAUAUUUGGAUAAGUGCAUAGUAUGCUGUGAAACUGACCUUGAGGAUUAUUUUGAAAUCCAAGAGCUUUCAUCAAAAGAAACGUUUAUUUUUAAAGCUGAAGAUGGUGCAAGAACGAAGAGAUGGUGCAGAACACUUCAAGCUCAUGCACAAUCUCUUGGCGCUUGGAGAAGACGACGUGGAGCACUGCCUAAUAUAAUGAUAUGCGGUGUUACUAGAAGUUAAAGAAUUGACUUCUAUCAAUAAAUUGAUAACCAAAUAAAGCUUUAUUCGAAGAUUUGGUUUCCUCCGAUGUUUAAUACAUUAUUUAACGACAAUAAUUGUAGAGAUGAAAGUUCCUACACAACUAUACGUACAUUAAUUUGAAUGAUUUUAUAAAUAAUACACAUUUAAAAUCAUCAACGUUGUACUUAAUAAUUCAACGUAAGUGAUAUCCGAUUGAUUGUAUUGUAAUAUUACGCACAUAAUAUAUAAUAUAUUUAGAUGUAAGGUUUUAUUUAAAUUGAAAAAAAUUGUUAACCAUUUAAAAAAAAAAGAUUGAGUAGCUGUGAUAUUGAUCGGUGUAUUGGGUUUUUUAAAAACACUUUUUUUCUAAAUAAAAUGUUCCAGAUAAAUCUUAUUGAGAGUAGAAAUAAUAUAAGCUGUGUAUAAAUUACUUAAAAUAUUUAAAUGGAAGAUAUUUGCAUUAUAACACUUUUUAAGUUGUGCCAAGAUCAUAUGCAC